AUGCAGCCCGCAAGGCGUUCUAGGCAGCGCGACAUUCGAGAUAUGGUGGAUACCGUGGCGCGCUCACGGCUAGAUUACCUGUGGGCGGCAGUUGUGGCGGAGAAUGACCUCGCCUUCAAUGUAUCCAAGUCGAAGGCGCUGCAAGCCUUCGUUGACGUGGCCGUCGCCUUCGCGAAGCCGUACACACUCCCCACCCCUUAUAAGGUGUCCGCCCCCCUCCUCGAAAGGCUACGGGCCGACUCCGAGGACCUUGUGCGGCUGAUUAAGGAGUCAUGGAAGACGUCCGGGUGCAGUCUCUCGGUGGACGGGUGGACGUGCCUCAAGUCCCGCCGGAUGGUGUGCGUCAUCGCCCACAACGACACCGCGCCCGUGAUUGUCGACAUCGUGGACUCAAAAACCGCCAAGAAAACAGGGGACUACCUCGCUGGUCUCAUCGAAUCCGCGAUCCUCAGUGUGGGGAAGAACCUUGUAGUCCAGGUCGUAAUGGACAACGCCUCGAACAACCGAGCCGCGGCUAAGAAGCUUGAGGUCGACUUUCCCCAGGUUUUUUUCACCAACUGCGCGGCCCACUGCUUGGACCUCAUGCUUCACGACCUAGGCAACAUUAUGGCCGUCAAGCGCGUUUUGGAGCAAGUUCACCGGGUCGUCAUGAUGAUCAAGGGGAGCGCCUCCGCCGUCGUGCUUUUCCGCGAACUUUUCACCAAGCUUGCCUUGGUGCGGCCGGGUGCGACGCGUUUCGGAACCCAAGUCAUCAUGCUGCGCCGAUUCCUGGAGGUGAAGAAAGCUCUCCGUGCCAUGGUCAUCAACGAGGAAUGGGAAGUGGUGCCGGUGGCGCGACAGCCUGAGGGGCAGGAGGUGCGGAGGCUUCUACUGGAUGACGUAUUUUGGGAGUGUGCUACGGCGGUUCUCAACCUCCUCACGCCGGUUUAUGAAGUGCUGCGGGUUGUUGACACGCGGGCACAAAUCAUGGGCCAGGUCUAUGGCCUCAUGAUUUAUGUCUCAAUCAAAACGAGGGUAGCUGCCGAGGCUGCUGCCUCUGUUUUUGUCAAGAAGACGGGCCUGCUUCCGGCUAAGGACAAGAACACAUUCCUAGCUGCCAUCAAGACCGUCCUUGCGAAGAGAUGGGAUGGCCAGCUCCAUAACGCCCUGCAUGCCAUUGGAUGGCUCCUCAAUCCCCGCAACCAAUACGCGGGGGAGGUGAGAAAUGAUCCAGAGAUAAGGAAAGGGACCGAAGAAGUGAUUCAGGCCCGUGGGGGGGAUGUGGCUGAGCGCAUCAAGCUGUUUGCACAGCUCGCGCAGUAUCACAAGGGUGAGGGCCGCCUUGGAUCGGACGACGCUCGAUGGGCAGCCAGGAACCUGGUGGAGGGGGGGCGCAUGACGGAUGCGGAGUGGUGGGGGAUUUUCGGAGGGCAGUGCCGUCCCGAGGGCAGUAUCGUCCCUCCGGCAGCAGUGGAAGAAGAGGGAGGGGUUGCUGAAGAGGAGGGAGCCGAGGUGGAGUGCACCAUCGACUGGAACGAAUUUGGGAGCAUCGGUAAGAAGAAGAAGAAGAAGAAGAAGAAGAAGAAGAAGAAGAAGAAGAAGAAGAAGAAGAAGAAGAAGAAGAAGAAGAAGAAGAAGAAGAAGAAGAAGAAGAAGAAGAAGAAGAAGAAGAAGAAGAAGAAGAAGAAGAAGAAGAAGAAGAAGAAGCGGGCGGGUGAGUGCUCCAAGAGGAAGAGGAAGGAGAAGGGGAAAAGUGCAUGCAUGCGGAAGGCGAAAGGAAAGCGUGCAGAGGAGGAGGAGGAGGAGGAGGAGGAGGAGGAGGAGGAGGAGGAGGAUGAAGAGGCAGAAAGCAGUGGGCAGGAAGAAGCACCCUCCAAGCAUGCUAAGGGUGUCCAGCCCUGGGACCGCAGUGAUGGUGAGAGUGGGGAGGAGGAGGAGGAGGAGGAGGAGGAGGAGGAGGAGGAAGAGGAGGAUGAGGAGGAGGAGGAGGAGGAGGAGGAGGAGGAGGAGGAGGAGGAGGAGGAGGAGGGGUAG
Closterium sp. NIES-65 is the source of this 2013-nucleotide messenger RNA. The record is from the annotation of a GenBank genome assembly. Lineage: Eukaryota; Viridiplantae; Streptophyta; Zygnematophyceae; Desmidiales; Closteriaceae.